Molecule: messenger RNA, 4470 nt
Organism: Trichoderma aggressivum f. europaeum
Lineage: Eukaryota; Fungi; Ascomycota; Sordariomycetes; Hypocreales; Hypocreaceae
Exons: 3
Coding region: 1-4470 (1489 amino acids)
Biological process (GO): transcription initiation at RNA polymerase II promoter
Cellular component (GO): transcription factor TFIID complex
Molecular function (GO): transcription cis-regulatory region binding; chromatin binding; RNA polymerase II general transcription initiation factor activity
Source: RefSeq, a predicted model, not a curated record
AUGACUACACUUCCCAGCGGCUCCAACUCAACGCCCGACAUGGAGGAGCAGACAGCAUCGCAGCAUCCCCUGCUGGAUGGGCGGGAUGGCCUUCCUCCCAUCGAAGACCGGUCGAUCCUCGGGUUCUCAGUUUUCAAGCAGGAAGUAAAUCUCGAGGUCAACUUUCGAGAUCGACGCAUCGAUGGCACGACGAAUAUUUUCAUUGUUACCUUCGCCGAUAGACCCGUCGAAGAAAUCCUACUCGACGCUGCCCAAUGCGAAAUCGAUACAAAUAACAUCACCGUUACUGAAAUGCGAGAGGUGGAUGGGGAGCCCGUCGAAGGUCAGAAGCGUAAGGUGACUGCUGAAUACCACGACCCUUACCAGAAACUCGUGCACCCCAAGGGUUGGAACUGGACAGCCGACCACCAUGAUCUACGGCGUAUCCGCGCUCGUUUGAUUUUCCACAGCCGCAAAGCCGACGUACCCGCCGAGAAUAGAACACUCGCGGGCUCGACGCCGACCUACGGCUCGCUCAAGUUGAAUUUCCGUGGCAAAGGAGAGCAAGAACGACCAAGAUUGAUCAUAAGAAAAUCAAUGUCGAAUCUGGAUGCCGUGGAAAAACCUCACAAGCAAUUCAAGAUCACUAUACCGUUUACGAACAAGAACCCCAGAGACGGCCUGCACUUUGUUGGCGUCGAUCCUCUGGACAACAGGUUCACGCACAUGUACACUCGCCAUUCGAUCCAGCCGGGAACUGCGUGCUGCAUUUUCCCCUGUGUUGACGAUCACGGCGCUCGGUGUGAUUGGAGGAUAUCCAUCAAAUAUCCACGAACCCUCGGUGACGCCCUCCAACAGGCUCUGGCGACCAAGAAAGAUGGGCCAUCUCACAACGGCGUGGAGAAGGCUCAAACUGAUGGCAAUGAUCUACACUUCAAACUCGCCGAGGAGGAUAAGCUGCGAGAAAUGUCCGUUGUCUGCUCUGGUUUCCUUAUGGAAGAGACAGUUGAUCCCGAAGACGACCAUAAAAAGAUUAUGAUCUUUGAGCCGGAGAAGAUGGUCUCUGUGCAAAAGCUGGGCUUUGCCAUAGGUCCCUUUGAGCACAUCAACCUCUCGUCAGAAUCGAGAACCGAAGAGGAUGAGGUGAAACUUGGAAUGAGUGCUUUGAAAAUUCACGCCUACUGCUUACCCGGCCGGGCGGAUUGGGUUCGCAACACUGCUGCAGCUUUGACUAUGGCUGCCGACUUCUUUACUUAUACCUUUGCCAAGUACCCAUUUGGCAAUUUCAAACUCUGCUUCCUUGAUGACAUGGUCGAGGACACGGUGGUCUUGCACUCGCUGGCCUUUAUCAGCAACCGACUGUUGUAUCCUGAGGAUAUUAUCGAUCCCGAGAUUGAGACGACGAGGAAAAUCGUUCAUACUUUAACCUCGCAAUGGAUUGGGAUCAACAUGAUCCCCAACACGCGCAACGACAUGUGGCUUGUGGUUGGCAUUGCUCAUUACAUGACGGACCUGUUCAUGAAGAAGCUCUGCGGCAACAACGAUUAUAGAUUCCGAAUGAAGAUGAUGGCGGACAAACUUGUCGAGUUGGACGUCAACCGACCUUCAUUGUCAGAUCUUGGGCCUAACCUUCAUUUGGGCGAAUUUGAGAUGGAGUUCAUGGCACUCAAGGCACCCAUUGUGUUUUUUAUCCUUGACAAGCGGCUUAGCAAAGCGUCGGGCGGCCAUGGAUUGACUCGCAUUCUGCAGAAACACUUGACUAGGGCUCAGAUUGAGGGCAGUGAUAAAUUUCUCGUCCUGGAUUCGGAAAAGUUUAGAGCCACGUGCGAAAAGGCUGCUAAGUACCGCCUCGAGAGCUUCUGGAACCAAUGGGUAUACAGCUCUGGCUGUCCACGUUUUGAUGUCAAGGCUAAAUUCAAUAAGAAGAGGCUUUGUGUCGAGUUGAUGUUGAUACAGGUACAGCACCAGACCAGCAAGAAAACGGAACUGAGCAGAGAUGAAUUCUUAAGAGCUAUCAAAGAGCGCAGGGCGGACCUCAAGACUGGUGAGGUGCAGCCGUUGUUUACUGGACCCAUGACUGUCCGGAUACACGAGGCUGAUGGAACGCCGUAUGAACACAUUUUGGAGAUCCGAGAAGAUGCCACUCGUUCUACCAAGUUUGAAAUUCCAUACAAUACUAAAUAUAAGCGCUUAAAGAGGACGCGCCGGAUGAAGGAGAAGCACAAUGCUGGAGCUAGUAUGGAAAUCCCUGAAAAUACCGACGAUGCGCUUCUUUACUGUCUGGGAGAUGUUCUUCAAAGCCCAGAAGAUCUUCGUGACUGGGAGUUGAUAGAAUGGGACCCGGAAACUGAGCGAAAGAUGGAUCAGGAGUCCUAUGAAUGGAUCCGAGUCGACGCCGAUUUUGAGUGGGCAUGCAGCAUGAACAGAACUCUCGAGCCGUACAUGUAUGUGUCCCAGCUUCAGCAAGACAGGGACGUUGUUGCUCAACAAGAUGCGAUGCUGUAUCUAUCAACCGGCCCUCUUCAUCCGAUCGCAUCGGGGUUCCUCGUGAGAACGCUUGUUGAUCGCCGCUAUUUCCACGGGAUUCGCACCAUGGCGGCGCAAGCCCUCACCAGGCAAGCCAACAUCAAAGACAUCCCGAUGCUGGGACUGCGGCAGUUGAUGCGGGCUUUUCGCGACAUGUUUUGCUACGACCAGACGAACCAGCCUCUUCAAAACGACUUCUCGGACAAGCGACAGUACAAUGUCCGGUGUUCAAUCAUCAAGGCCAUUUCCGAGGUUAGAGAUGUUACAAACUACUGUCCAUUCGAAGCCCGGCAGUUUAUCUUGGACCAGCUGCUCUUCAACAACAACGAGAACAACCCGUAUUCUGAUCAUCAUUACAUUGCCAAGCUGGUUGAAGCGCUGGCCACUUCACUCAUCCCGGCUCAAGCAGACGAGUGGUUCAAACGCCAAGUCAAAAUACCCACUGAUGAGGAACGCCAGUUUCUUGAUGAGGCAAUGGAGCAGAUUGAACGUGUCCUUAGGCGUGACGAGUGGACGAACUCCUACCAGAACAUAUGGACCAUCGCUGGGUUGGAUGCCAAGCAGCGUCUCAUGAAGGCAGAGGUAAUACCAACAAAUUACGCCGAUUUUGGCCAAUAUCUACUAGACGGAACCCAUGAUCUUAUUCGUAUCAAAUGCUUCGAGGCUCUGAUUGACCUCGGGGCACUGAUGGAUCCGACAGUAUUCACAUUUUUAUUCUACUCACUCAUGACGGACCGAUCGCCCUUUGUUCGGGACAAACUUAUCCAAGCGGUGGCUCGAGGGCUUGCUGCCAUUGCAUUCGGUGAAUACUCAAAGGCCGUUAAGAACGAGCCUGCUCCGGAUGAAGCAGACGCUUUGCUACUUAUUCAAGAUAGUGCAGAAGAAGUUGCUGCCAGAAAGGAAAAGUUUGCUCGAAAGGAAAACCUCGACGCCGCGCUCAAGGCUUUGAGGAAGGAAAUGGAAGAGACGUAUGCUGCCGAUGAGAGGCAUUACAGCACUGCUAUGCGCAAGGCGCUGGAUCACCCCAACCUCGGAAGGGCAGAAAUAGAGUCCCUCCUUGAUCUGGCAGCUAUGAUGUUCGAAGAAGCUACAAGCUGGGUGCUCACCCUCAACUUGCCCAAGGGAUGGAGGGUGGAGCGUCCGGUACAGCAGCUCUCUGAUCGGUUGAUGAUGAAUUUCAAGUCUUAUUACAAGACGAAGCUCAAGAAUGCGGUGCCUCCACCACGGCCUCCUGUGCCAGAGGCCAAAUUGCCCCCGCCCAUGCCAAAGGCAUCAUCGAUCAAGAUCAAUACCAAGGCCGCACAGCCAUUACCAUCGCCUCGGCCUACACCUGUUUUGAAUCCAACACCUCCUAGUGACACAAUAGUCGCUGCUUCUGUAGCCUCUCGUCCAGCUAACAGCAAUGGCGUCCCUGCUAAGCCCACCGUCAAAUCGGAGUUUCAAGCUGGUGUACUGGCUAAACGACCUAGGCCAGAAAAGGGCGAUGGUGUCCCGGCAUCGAAGAGGCCCAAGGUGGAAUCGCAGCCGUCAAACCUGGAUAAGAUUCCUGGGGUUCCCCCGAAAAAGCGUCGUAUUGUCACUCUGAAAACUUCCAAUCCUAAACGGCUUGCUGUGAUUCUUGGUGAAUCAAAGAGUGCUUCAACCGCUUCUGCCAUUCCUGGCAGGACCGCUCUGCCGUCUGCACCCUCCAAGGAACAACAGAAUUCCUUUGGAUGCGGUGAGAAAGCCUCUGCCAACAGGUGGCUCAUCGGCAAGCCUCCCAGGUCCUACGACGAGCAAAAUAUUCGCAAAACAUCGUCCUCCCAUGCCUGGGCCGAAAUUGUCGCACAGCAAAUCACCAAGCAAGUCGCCGAGCAAAUCGGCUACUCCGCCGGUGCCAAAUCAGACUGCAGCACCGGUGGCAGCGGCGGCAACGGCAGCAGCAGUGGCGGCAGCAGCCGUACCGAGUGCACGCCCCAAGAUUAA